This is a messenger RNA of Branchiostoma belcheri (Belcher's lancelet), 3432 nucleotides long. Its product is annotated as probable beta-D-xylosidase 6. Gene Ontology annotation, molecular function: alpha-L-arabinofuranosidase activity; xylan 1,4-beta-xylosidase activity. The coding region runs from base 14 to 2293 and encodes 759 amino acids. NCBI's taxonomy places the organism in Eukaryota, Metazoa, Chordata, Leptocardii, Amphioxiformes, Branchiostomatidae. The record is from RefSeq and is a predicted model, not a curated record. Gene Ontology annotation, cellular component: plant-type cell wall. The transcript has 13 exons. Gene Ontology annotation, biological process: xylan catabolic process; arabinan catabolic process.
CCCAAAACAAAACAUGACGACUUCCGCAAAGUUUCUUCCCGUUAUAAAUGUUUGGGUAAUUUUCCUGGUCUGUAGUAUUCCCUUUAGCGUAUCCCAGGCCAGUUUUCCCUUCAGGAACACGUCCUUGCCAUGGCAGGACCGCGUGGACGAUCUGGUCGGCAGGCUGACGAUGGAAGAGGUGAUCGUGCAGAUGUCGAGGGGAGGGGCGCACGAGAACGGCCCCGCGCCCGCCAUCCCGCGGCUUGGCAUCCCGCCGCACCAGUGGAACACCGAGUGUCUCCGGGGGGACCCCGAGGCAGGGCCCGCCACGGCCUUCCCGCAGGCUCUCGGGCUGGCAGCGACAUUCAGUACUGAAGUAAUCCAUGCGGUAGCGGAGGCCACGUCUAGAGAGGUGCGGGCCAAGUACAACAACUACACCCAGCAUCAGGAGUACGGAGAUCACACCGGCAUCAGCUGCUUCAGUCCUGUCAUCAACAUCAUGAGACAUCCUCUCUGGGGCAGGAACCAGGAGACCUAUGGAGAGGACCCUUACCUGAGUGGGAGCCUGGCACAGAGCUUUGUGCAGGGUCUACAGGGGGACCAUCCCCGCUACAUCAGGACUAAUGCAGGCUGUAAGCACUUCGACGUUCACGGAGGUCCUGAGAACAUACCGUCCUCCAGGUUCAGUUUUGACGCUAAGGUGUCAGAGAGGGACUGGCAUAUGACGUUCCUGCCACAGUUUCAGAAGUGUGUGGAGGCUGGGACAUACAGCAUCAUGUGCAGUUACAACAGUAUCCGAGGCGUGCCAGCCUGUGCCAACAAAGAACUCCUGACGGACAUCUUGAGAGACAGCUGGGGCUUCCAUGGUUAUGUUGUGAGUGACGAGGGCGCAGUGGAGAACAUCAUGCUGAAACAUCACUACACGAAGACAUUUGAAGAGACAGCAGCGGCAGCUGUGAAUGCUGGUACAAACCUGGAUCUGACCGUAUCCAAGCUGACCAAUGCAUACGACCACAUCAGUAAGGCUGUUACAAGUGGACUUAUCUCAAACCAGACGCUAACAGAGCGUGUGAAGCCCCUGUUCUACACCAGGAUGCGGCUGGGAGAGUUUGACCCCCCACAGAUGAACCCCUACAGUAAGCUGUCCGUGACAGAUGUGGUACAGAGUGCUGAACACAGGGAGUUAGCAGUGGAGGUGGCACUCAAGACAUUUGUACUGCUGAAGAACAACGACAGCGUGCUACCACUGGCUGGGAAAGUCACCACUCUCGCUGUAGUUGGCCCCUUUGCUGACAACCUUGGUGCCCUGUACGGAGACUAUGCACCUAUUCCUGAUCCCAAAUUCUCAUCAACACCUUUGCAAGGACUGUCUUGCCUUGCUGGAAAAACCCAACAUGGUGCAGGGUGUAAGGGGUCGGACCCUGUUUGUGAGGACUAUGAUCAGCAAGACGUCAAGAUGGCAGUGGAAGGAGCAGACCUAGUGGUGGUGUGUCUGGGGACAGGUGCUGCUAUAGAGAGUGAAGGAAGGGACCGUGCUGACCUCUCCUUGCCCGGCAAACAGCUUCAGCUGCUGAAGGAUGCUGUCAGCUAUGCCUCCUCCAAACCAGUUGUUCUCCUGUUGUUCAAUGCUGGACCAUUGGACAUCUCUUGGGCAAAGGACAACGAUGCAGUGAAGGCGAUUGUGGAGUGUUUCCUCCCAGCACAGGCCACAGGGGAGGCACUGAGAAGAAUGUUUCUCAAUGAAAACAAUGCCAACCCUGCAGGCAGACUGCCCUUCACAUGGCCAGCAAGCAUGGACCAGGUGCCAGCAAUGGAGGAUUACACCAUGGAUGGAAGGACGUACCGCUACUCAACUUGGGACCCCCUGUACCCUUUUGGCUUUGGCCUGUCCUACGCACAGUUUAUGUACGACUAUCUACACGACCACGUGCUGCCAACAACCAUCCAGCCAUGUGACAACGUCACUGCCGUGGUUCGAGUGACCAACAUUGGGAAUGUCACUGGAGAUGAGGUUGUGCAGUUUUACCUGGAGUGGGGUAGCAGCUCUCUCCCCGUGCCCAUCCGACAACUCAUCAACUUCACCCGAGUCACGCUCCUGCCCAACCAGCAGAGGUUCAUUAACGUCACCAUCACGCCACGAGAGAUGGCGGUCUACACCGACCAAUGGGUGGUGCCGGCCGUGGGGAUGACCGUGUUCGCGGGCGGUCAGCAGCCGCUACAGAACACUGCCAUCGUGUCCAACGUGGCGUACGGAACGUUCACCAUCACUGGGAAGGAUACUCCUCUCAAGAACUGUGGCCACGUCGGACCAUAGCAGUGUUCUAGCGAGUCUGAUUUUUUUUUCCGUCAUCUCAAUUUUGUUUGACGUAAUAUUAUGUUGAGUGCCCAACACAACAAUCCUAGGGGUCCGGGGGCAUACUCUUGGAAAUUUUUAAAUCUCAACCUUCUGAAAUGCUAUUUCCUGUAUUUUGAGGGGGAAAUUUUGCUGGUAGACUAAGCUUAGUUUAAUGAUAUCUCUUUCUAUAGUUAUACAUGCCGAUUUUUGUAUUUAAAAAAUGACGGAUUUAGCAAAAUGUCUGCCAUGAGCGGCAAAAUUCCCUCAAAUGAUGGAAAGACAGACCCUGGCUACAAACAACACUGACUCAGAGUAACAUUUUUCUUUGUAAUCAAUGGUUCCAACAUACCCAAAGAAAGAGAUGUUUAAUGUUCAUAGGACUUUGAUAUAAAUUGUGAAUCAGAUCUAGUGUUAAGUAUUGAUUACAAAAUAAUAUCUACGAGUAUGAUCAGGGCAUUGUAAUUUCAGAGAGGAUUUUGGAAAUAAAAAGGGCAGGCCCCUGAUCCUUAAUCCAUUGUUACAGGUACAUAAUAUAAAAUUCCUUCAGGAUGAUAUGUAUUUUAAAAUGGAAGCAAAUAUAGUAGAUACUAGAGUACUACUCACUAAAGUAGUUUUUCAUUAAAUGAAUGUAUAAGAAAGGAUAAAAACAUUUAAGCCACUAUGCAAAACUUCUUGCCACUAUGCAAUUUUUUAAAUAAUUGUAGCUUUUGUACAUGAAUACUGACAGGAUUUUUAUGGUUGCAUUUAUUUGCAGAUACAUUUGCCUAAUUAUGGCUGUAAUCAUUGAAAAUGACUGUUUUCACAUGAAUGUUAAGAAUGAAUAAUUAUGAUGACAGAAUAAGAAAUUGAGAUUUACACAUACAUAGAGUUCUGUGUUGUUUUUUGGCACAUCAUGUGCUGAAACUGGUGGUGAAAUAUCCUCUAUGAUUUAGUAGUAGAAAAGCCAGCAUAGUGUUCCAUCAACAAAACAGUAUCACUAUGUAGGGCUGUAAAACUGUUCAGAAGCCACUGACAUUAUUUCUUCUACAUACUUCAUUAGGUGGUAACAGUCAAUGCAGCAAAUAAAAAUCCUCAUACACCUACUAUAAACCCAGUACAUGGACCAGUGCAGGUAGACA